Gambusia affinis (western mosquitofish) is the source of this 3505-nucleotide messenger RNA. Its product is annotated as C-C chemokine receptor type 1-like. Gene Ontology annotation, molecular function: chemokine receptor activity. Gene Ontology annotation, biological process: G protein-coupled receptor signaling pathway; immune response; chemotaxis. Gene Ontology annotation, cellular component: membrane. Lineage: Eukaryota; Metazoa; Chordata; Actinopteri; Cyprinodontiformes; Poeciliidae. The coding region runs from base 203 to 1324 and encodes 373 amino acids. The record is from RefSeq and is a predicted model, not a curated record. The transcript is spliced from 3 exons.
UGAACAGUGCUGUGUGGUUGUUGCAUGCAGAGACAUUGUUGCAACACACACAGGCACGCACACACAUUCGGAGAAGCCCCACACUUCUUUGGAACUUCCUCUGGCUUGCUGACUUAUAAGUGAGUGACUUGAAGUGGGUUUGUAGCGGGACCAAAGUUCAGAGUGAAAAGUUGGCGCUGUUCAGCCGCAAAUUUACACAAAGAUGGAAAACACAACAACACCUGAAUAUGAAUAUGACAUCUAUUCAAUUAAUGGGACAGAAGAACCAGUCGGACCAUGCAACCACGACAGUUCUAACCUCCUGGGAGCUCAGCUAUCAGUCGUCUACUACUUCAUGUUUGUCUUCAGCCUCCUUGGUAAUGGGCUGGUCCUGAUCAUCAUCUAUCGGUUUGAGAGGCUGACCACUGUGACCAACAUCUUGCUGCUGAACCUGGUGGCGUCCUCCCUCAUCUUCAUGAGCAGCCUUCCCUUUGUGGCCGUCUAUAUGCAGCUCUCUGAAUGGAUUUUCAGCUCAGCUAUGUGCAAGAUUGUCUUCAGUGCCUACUACCUGGGCUUCUACAGCUCAGUUUUCUUUUUAGCUCUGCUGACAUUUGACCGACACCUGGCUGUUGUGUAUUCGCUGACUGCCACUCCUGUGAGGAAUCGACGUUAUGCAGUCAUUUCCUGUAUGGUGGUGUGGCUGGUGAGUGGUUUGGCUUGCAUUAGGCCAAUGCUCAUCAUGACCAAAUUUAAAAGCUUUAACAAGACAUAUUGUGAAGAGUAUCCCCAUAUCCUCCCAAAUAUAGAUGUGAUAACGCUGAGAAAUGCAGGAUUUUUUAUUCAACUUUUUGUAUUCCUCAUCCUCCCUCUGGCUGUUAUUAUCUACUGUUACAUCAGGAUCGCAAUCACAGUCAUAUCAUCCAAGAUAGCUACUAAAUUCAAGACGGUCAGACUGAUCUUUGUCAUUGUACUGCUGUUUUUUAUCUGCUGGACUCCUUUCAACAUAAUAGAGCUCCUGCACGGUGAACUCGAAAGCUGUGAGGCUAAACAGAAACUCAAUUUCGCUCUUCAGGUAACCCGGAACAUGGCAUACUUUUACUUCUGCAUCAGUCCAAUCUUUUACACAUUCGUAGGGAGAAAAUUCCAGAACUACUUCAGACAUCUUGUGGUUACUCGUUUCCCAAGCUUGAAGAAGUACAUUUCUGUUACUGAAAUCAGCAGAAAUAAUAUGUCUACUAAAGUGACAGGGACUGACACUAGCGAUGGGAGGGGAAGCUUGAGCUUACUAAGACAUCAGACAGAUAAUAUGACAAAUAAACAUGAGAAUGUAUAUGAAAAGCAUUAGUUUGAUGAAAGCGUAUGCAUAAGAAAAAAUAUCUGCUAACCUUGGCUGUAAUAAUACAGUCUUGGUAUGAAUUUGCAAUUCUAGACCUUCUGUUGAUUUUCAUUAAUAACUUCCAGAAAAUAAAUUAUAUUAAUUCAAAAUGAUAGGGCUGCACAGUGGCGCAGUUGGCAGAGCUGUUGCCUUGCAGCAAGAAAGUCCUGGGUUCGAUUCCCGGCCCCGGGUCUUUCUGCAUGGAGUUUGCAUGUUCUCCCUGUGCAUGGUGGGUUCUCUCCGGGUUCUCCGGCUUCCUCCCACAGUCCAAAAACAUGACUGUCAGGUUAAUUGGUCUCUCUAAAUUCUCCCUAGGUGUGAGUGUGUGUGUGAAUUGUUGUGUGUCCUGUGCUGCCCUGCAACAGACUGGCGACCUGUCCAGGGUGAACCCCGCCUCUCGCCCGGAACAUAGCUGGAGAUAGACACCAGCAACCCUCCUGACCCCAUUAGGGACAAGUGUGAACAGAAAAUGGAUGGAUGGAUGGAUAAUUCAAAAUGGUCCUAAACAUGCAGCAGAAAUUUAAAGUAAUAUUACGUGUAAAAUGCCCUUGCAAAAUACAUCCAUCUGCGUUGGCCCCUCUGCCUUAUGAUGCUUAUCCAAAAUGCAGCCAACUGCGUGAGCGCGUAUGACAACUGGACGGGGCAACCUGCAACAAACAAAAUAUUCAGAGAGAUUCCACAGACACUGGCUGUCCAAGGGUAGCGGACGACGUCAUUAGAACUUCUACCGCAUAACCCGCCCGGUUAGUUCUCGGCUAGAGAACUAACUGAGACUUGACAAUGGAGAAAGCUUGGGUUUUUGUUGUAGCACUGGUAUUACCCUCAAAGUGAAAAGGCACGUUUAUACUCAGUGCAGCACUGAUUCAUAAUGAAACCAGAAUCAGUCCGUGUGUGGGUUACCACCUGGUACUACAACUGACUCCCACAGUCCAAAAACUUUGCUGUUGGGUUAAUUGGGCCCUAAAUUGUAGCAAGAAGCCCUUUCUUCCUAAAAAUCACUUAAAAGUCUUUCAGAAGACUGUAUUAAAGUCCAAGUAAACCAAAUUUUAACUUUAUGCCCUAUUUACAAAAAAUAAGUUUAGCUCAAAAACACCAGCAUACUACUAAAAGAAUACCAUGGCAUCUUGUUCGGGGGUUACCUUCUCUCCGACGUUGCUAAACAUUUUGCCAAAGUGGAUGAAAUUAUGACCAGUUGUAAAUAUUUGUCAGUUUUCACCUAAAUUUGUCAGAAGAUUUUAGUUUCAAAAUAACCCUCCAAGAAGCCGUAUCAAGAAAAGUUUCACAAGAAGAAAUAUAAAGUUUGUUUUUAUGUUUUUUCCUCUGACAGAUUUGUUUUUCAGUCGAUUUGUUUAUGAUAAAUUUCACAUGAGAAGUUAUGGACCGUUUACAUCCUCUGCGUAUUGAGGCAACUUGCCAAUCAUUGGGGGACUCUACAUAGUCUGAAAAAAAAAAGGCGUCGCCAUUGAUACAGCACAGGGUUUCGUUCUCAAAUCAAAAUGUCAACGUUCACGGGGACAAAAAAUUGCCAACCUUUAAAAGCUGAUGACUCAAGAGAUAAUUUAGAAACUGUCAUUUAUUAUUACACCUGCUGUACCGAUACCAGUAUGAGUCGAUGAAGGUUAACAUCCCGAAUGUACAUAUGUGAAUAGAUCUGUAAAUAGUUUGUGAUUCUGGUUUCUUUUUCAGUGUUUUGGUUUGAUCUGACUGAAAUGACAGUAGAGAGAUCUCUUUAUUAAACUGAUCUUGACUUUCUUGUUUGGUAACUAGGAUCCAUUUAGAACGUAUAUAUUUGACAUCUCCGAUUUGAUUGAGUUGACUCUUUGGUUUCAUUUUGUAAAGCACUUUGAGACGUGCUACAUCUGUAAGUACUUUGUGAUUGUAGUUGUAGAGCUUUUCUUUUUACAUUGAGUCUGAUGACUCAGUUGUAAUUCAACAGUCAACAGUUCAACAUUAAGUUGAAUCUUUUACACGUUUGUAGUGUUGUGGAUUAUAAUGUGUUGUUUAUUAUUGUUUUUUUUACUUAGCUUGUUUUUUGUGUGCAAAAAUUUGUUGUAUUUCCAAAAAACAUUUUUUUGUUGUCAGUUGCCAUCCAGUUUGGAUUUUGCAUUUAAAGUUGAUUGUUUUGUGCUCAGGAAUAAAAACAACUCAAAA